Pyrus x bretschneideri (Chinese white pear) is the source of this 1786-nucleotide messenger RNA. Its product is annotated as serine/threonine-protein kinase BLUS1-like. The record is from RefSeq and is a predicted model, not a curated record. Gene Ontology annotation, molecular function: protein kinase activity; protein serine/threonine kinase activator activity; ATP binding. Bases 50 to 1621 code for a protein of 523 amino acids. Gene Ontology annotation, biological process: protein phosphorylation. The transcript has a single exon. NCBI's taxonomy places the organism in Eukaryota, Viridiplantae, Streptophyta, Magnoliopsida, Rosales, Rosaceae.
UCCAAUUAACCCACUUUCGUUCUUCAAGAUUUCAUCUUUGUCGUCUCCAAUGGCGACUUCUUCGACUUCUUCCUCCCACCAAGAUAACCCACAAAAGGUCCAAUUCCCGUUGGACUCCGCCGCAUACAAAGACCUCCAAGAAAUCGGCUCUGGCGACAAGGUCGUCGUCUACAAGGCCGUCUGCGUCCCCAUGAACUCUGCAAUCGUCGCAAUCAAGUCCGUUGACCUCAAUCAAUCCACGGCCGAUUUCGAGGGCAAGCUACGCGAUACCAAGACUCUGUCUCUUUCCCACCCCAACAUUCUCAGCGACCAUUGCUCCUUCACCACCGCCGACCGCCGUCUCUGGGUGGUUAUGCCGUUCAUGGCCUUCGGCUCUCUAAUCUCCUCCUCUGCUUUCCCGGAAGGAUUACCAGAGCCCUGCCUUGCUGUUGUCCUGGAAGAGACGCUAAACGCCAUGUCGUAUCUCCAUGGUCAGGAACACGUCCACGGCGACAUCAAACCCGGAAACAUCUUGGUUGACUCUGAUGGGUCUGUUAAGCUCGCCGACUUCGGGGUCUCUGCUUCUUUCUACGGCGCCGAUCAUUCAACUGGGACAAACGACACUUCUGCAACGCCGUAUUGGGUGGCACCCAACGGAGGUGGAUGCAAGGCGGAUAUCUGGGCAUUUGGGAUCACGGCGCUGGAAUUGGCUCUCGGCGGCCCACCCGUGUCUGACCUGCCGCCGUUUUUAGAGUCUCAGAUUCUGAAGAUCAAGAACAGGUUCCCGUUUUCCGAUUACAAAAACAUCAUCAAAGAUUUCAAGAACAAGAAGUACUCUGCGGAUUUCAAGGACUUGGUGGUUUCUUGCCUUGAUCGGGACCCCGAAAAGAGGCUGGCGGCGGAGACGCUGCUGAAGCACUCGUUUUUCCACAACUACAGUGGCAAGGAUUUUCUGGUGGGGACUGUGCUUCCGCAUUUGGAGAGUGUUGAGGAGAGGUUCAAGAAAAGAAACAGGGGUUUGGGUGAAUUGUUGGGCAAGGAAAAAUGUGGAGAACUAAGGGCUGAGAAUAUGGGGUUUACCGGAUGGAAUUUCAAUGAGGACGAUUUUGUUUUCAACCCGGUUUUUUCCACUGAGUCGUCUUCUACUUCCAGCUCUGAGUCUUCGGGCGGCGGCAAAUCCCCGCUGUCAAUAUUUGCAAAGAGGUUGGCAAAGCAAAUACAGAUUGUGGUGAUGAUUAUUCGUCUGUUGACGGAAGUAGUUGAGGUGAGCACACAGGAUCAAGUAGAGAUUCAGAGGCUGAAAGGUGAGUUGGAGAACAAGAAGGAAGAUAUUUUGCAGUUCCAGGAUAACUUGGAAAGGUUUGUUUUGGACCUGGCUAUUCCAGCUGCGUCGUCUUCUACUUCCAGCUUUCCGGCCGAGUCUUCCAACCGCGGCAAUGCACGGCUGGUGGAAUUGCGGGAAAUUGCAAGAAAAUUGGACGAGCAGAUGGAGAAUGUGAAGAGUAUUAUUGGUCAGUUGGGACAAACAGGAGAGGUUCAGAUGCUGAAGAGUGAGUUGGAGUCUGAGUACGACAUAUGUGUGAACUUUCAGGUAGAGUUGGAGGUGAUCAUGCAAGGGCUGUACACUGAUGAAAGUGAUUAGUAAGAUUUUUCCAGGAAUCUGCAUUUGCAGAGGGUUUGCUUUUUGAAAAAAUGGUGAACCUUUUGGAUGCUUUUUCAUGGUUAGGAGAGAGAAUGGAGUUUUAGAGCAUUAAUAUUCAAGUGUUCAGAUUCUGAUUACAUAAUUUGGGACUUGUCAUUUGUAAAG